Messenger RNA from Sabethes cyaneus, 3829 nucleotides. RefSeq lists its product as uncharacterized. The coding region runs from base 1015 to 3594 and encodes 859 amino acids. The transcript has 6 exons. The record is from RefSeq and is a predicted model, not a curated record. Gene Ontology annotation, molecular function: serine-type endopeptidase activity. Gene Ontology annotation, biological process: proteolysis. NCBI's taxonomy places the organism in Eukaryota, Metazoa, Arthropoda, Insecta, Diptera, Culicidae.
GGUUUGACGGCUUGGUGUGCGCUGCGUUGGAUCCGUCCAUCCCAGCUCGGUUCAUUGCAUCGGGCUGCGCGCUUUUCGCGAGGAUCUAUCGAGUGGGUUUUUGCGCGGCGUUGUAUUAUGGCCUCUGCGACUUGUGCAAGUUUUUAUUUAUAACCGAUUUUUUUCUUUUGAAUAUAUGCGGCUGUGUUUUUUGGUUUCGGAAACAACAAUAACAACGUGCGCCAAAAUUUUUUGUGGGUCAGAUAACGCGUGUGAUCGUGCGAAUAAAUUGUACGAGAACGAAACGAAAAAAAUAAAAAAUAAAUAGGAGCAACAACUAGAUAAAAAAGAAACGGGAUGCUGUGUGUGGAAAAUCAGUGCAACCGACCGGUGUGUGGCAGUUUUAUGUCUGUUCUCGAUUUAGCAAUUUUUGGAAAAUUUUAGAUUAGGUUAAUUCCAUUAAUCCCGAACUGGUUGCGGUUCGUGUGGGGGCGGUUUUCGCAUUGGCUGAGUGGAAUUGGACCAGCAACAUUACGAAUAAGGAGAAUCACGUUUGCUGUCAGCAUUUUAGAUACAUAAAUUUUGUGCAUAGUCGAAGAAGGAAAGUGAAUUUCAAGUCGAUUUAAAUUUAGCUUGGGCUGCGAUAAAUAGGGCAGCGGGCCUCAUGAGAGCGUUGGGAAUAUCAUUAGAGGUGCAGUUUGCUAUGAAAAAGUCGUAAAAGCGAGUACAAAUUAAACAACCUUAACGAUUCUCGGUGGUUAUUGGUGAUAGUUAAAUGAACCAAAGAGAAGCAGAAAAUUGUUAACUUGUUUGUUAGUACAUAAACGGGUUGGUGUAAUUUGACGGUGUUGCAAGAGGAAAUUUACAUUCUGCUGAUCCUGAUCUUCACAGGCUGGAAAAAGUUGAUGAUCCCAGAAUAGACGAAGCACGAGCAAACGUUUGUCCAAUGCCACCGAACGGUGUAAGUGUCAGCGACACCGGAUAGCAGCAGUCCCGUCUGAGCUGAGCGUCUCCCGACGAAAGUAUACUCGAAAAAUGAAUGCAAAUGUACGAAUAGUGCUGUACAUUUUGCGUACGCUGGCAGCACUGCGAUGGCUACCGUACGUGAUGGCCUUCCACAUUCCGGCAUCGACUAAUUCGGGAGUUCAAACACUGGGGAGCCUACUGGCGGUACCUGCGCUUCCAGUACACCAUCAAACGUCGAGUGUACGCCCUUCUCAUCCAUCACAAUUUCUCAUUCCACCCAGCGCAAACAACUCGUUAGCCACAGACAGAAUAGAUCGCCGGUAUUAUAAAGCGCGUAAGGUCAUCCACAAAUAUCCUCCCCGCCAUGGCUACCCGAGCAGAAGACGGCAUCCAAAAUAUCCCACCUUACAUCCCAAGUUCUACAGUGCGUUCACCGACUGGAGUCCUUGUGACGUGUUUUGCAAGCAACGCCGGGAACGGUACUGCAUAGUGCGCUCUAAAUGUGGCUUGCACGUUCAUUCAGAGGAACACUUGUGCCAUCCCAGUUUGUGCUCUCCACUGCGGAUUCCUUUGGCCUACACCAACUACGAGCAUGUUCCACUGCAUAAAUACUCACUGUUAGGUCUAGAUUCCCUCAGACCUAAAAAGAAGAAAGGAAUAAUUGUAUCCGAAGAGGAUGACGAUGACGACGAGUGGGAUGAUGACGAUGACACGGAGUAUGUGAUCAUAAAGAAGAAAAAGAAGCAAAAACGAAAACGUACUCACAUCAUUUACCAACGCCGAGAAGAAAAUAACGCCGUCAAUCAUCGUCCCUACUACGGAGGAGCAGAACCGGAAGACUAUGAUCGUUCAACCGAUCACAGGGUCCAUAAUCAGCCGAAACCAUUGAAAGUAGUUCUGGACGAUUUCGAUGACACGAAAAUUUUCAGUCCAAGUCCACACUAUAACCAACCACAUAGUACGGUGCAGAAGUUCCAUCAACAGCCUCCUACGACGACCUACAGCAAAGGAAAACCCAGCAGAUUAAUGGAUUAUUUCGAAGAUUACUACGAUAAUCGGUACCGAGAUGGAACGGGAUUCGUUAAACGCAGGAACAACUUGUACGAUUUAGACGGGUUCUACCCUAUUAGCGAACGCUUAGUAGCCGGUAGCGCCGAGAAUCCUGAUACUCGAAAUGAAACUUCAACGGCGAAUUUCGACCAACUAAUGGAGUCCUUCCCAACUGAGGAUCCACUGAUGGUGCGUAAUACCCGUCACGCAAAACGAGAAGUAAGUAACGAUCUGGAUGAUUUCGACGAUGACUUGUCAGCGGACUCAUCCGAAGAAUACUUUGGCACUAAUAAUACACUGGUGGAGACGGAUUCUGAAGGUAAAAAGUUCCCUGGACGAAAUUUACUGAAACUAGGAAUGGCUGCACAGAAGAAAGCACGUGAGAAAGCCGUUUUUGAAAUGCCACGAAAGGUAGACAAUCCUUACUCCAAGUGGAGUCGAUGGUCUAAAUGUACGGCCAAAUGCACAACCCGGAGAUUCAAACGAUGUAAAGUCCCAGUCGUUUGCGGAAACGAUGUAAUUCGGGAGGUGGCCUAUUGCUAUACCGAGGGUAGCUUCUGUGAAGAAUGGAUUGGCAAUCAGCUGUAUCAAAACAACAAAAACCCACCGUUACCCACGCUAUCUACGACAACCACAACCACGACAACAACCACAACAACACCGAGAACUACGAGACCUUCACGAAAUCAACUGUUGCCACAGCAUCACCAAACCGCUCGCAGUCGCAGCGAUGUACAGGACAACUCGAUAGCUCAACAGUCCUUCGGCAGCCGUAGAGGCCUGCUGCAGCCGGAAUACAUGCCGCAGGAGAUGACCUGUGGACUUCCGAUGGUUCGAAGCAAACCGAAAAAGUAUUUGUACAAUAUGCUGAGGAUUAUUGGCGGAAAAGCUUCACGGCGGGGGCAGUGGCCCUGGCAGGUGGCCAUUCUAAAUAGGUUCAAGGAAGCAUUUUGUGGUGGAACGCUGGUUGCUCCUCGUUGGAUCCUAACGGCAGCUCAUUGCGUCCGGAAGCGUCUCUAUGUGCGUCUUGGCGAACACAAUUUGCAACAAUCCGAUGGUACCGAGAUGGAAUUUCGCGUUGACUUUAGCAUCAAACACCCACGGUACGAUAAGAAAACGGUUGAUAAUGAUGUAGCUCUUCUGCGGCUGCCUCGGGAUAUUGAACGCUCCAACUUCGUGGGGUACGCGUGUCUACCAGAACGCUACCAAUCGCUUCCGAUUGGACACACCUGCACCAUUAUCGGUUGGGGCAAGAAAAGACACAGUGACGAUGCUGGAACGGACGUCCUGCACGAAGCAGAAGUACCUAUAAUCACCAACGACAAGUGUCGGGCGGUGUACCACGACUACACCAUCACAAAGAACAUGUUUUGCGCCGGUCACAAACGUGGUCGGAUAGAUACCUGUGCCGGUGAUUCCGGCGGACCGUUGCUCUGUCGAGACACCACGAAGGUAAACAGCCCGUGGACGAUUUUCGGCAUUACCAGUUUCGGCGAUGGGUGUGGCAAAAAGAAUAAGUUCGGUAUCUAUACCAAGCUGCCGAACUACGUGGACUGGGUUUGGUCAGUGAUAAAUUGCGACGGAAACUGUCGGACAUGAGUGCGAAACCGGAUGACGAUGGGGAACCGUUGCGGUGGUUCAGUUGACGGCGCGUGUGGAACUGGCAAAAUGGCGAUUUCAAUCGAACAAUUGUAUAAAUAAGGUGCUUCUGCAAAAAAAUCUUCCAAUCGCGUAUUUAUUGAGCUUUUACAGGUUAAGUUGUGGAGACGCACAAAGCUUAAAGUUGAAUGUAGGUAUUUAUUUCUAAUUACUGUGUAUAGUAUUUUUACGAGCA